UGUCAUUACGACGUUCCCCCUCAUUUCCUGAUUGGUAGCUUGUCUCUGAAUAGCCGAGGUCAAGGGUAAAGAAGCAUGGCUGUCUUCUUUAGGGGAUCUCAGAACUUGUUGCAAAAAUUGAAGAAUCAUGUCAGCUUUGCAAAUGUUUCUUCCAGGGCUAUGGCCUCUAAAACCCCAGUUGGAUUCAUUGGGUUGGGGAAUAUGGGAAGCCACAUGGCAAAAAAUCUCCUGAAACAUGGCUAUCCAGUUUUUGCUUCUGAUAUAUUUCCAGAAUCUUGUAAAGAAAUUCAAGAUUUAGGCGCACAGGUCUUGGAUUCUCCAGCAGAAGUUGCUGACCGAGCAGACAGAAUUAUCACCAUGUUGCCCUCCAGCCCGAAUGUAAUAGAGGUAUAUACAGGGCUGAAGGGAAUUUUAAAGAAAGUGAAGAAGGGUUCACUGCUAAUAGAUUCCAGCACUAUUGAUCCUUCUGUUUCCAAGGAAAUGGCCAAGGAGGCUGAAAAAAUGGGAGCAGUGUUUAUGGAUGCCCCAGUAUCUGGAGGUGUUGGAGCAGCACGUUCUGGAAAACUUACUUUCAUGGUUGGCGGAGUAGAAGAGGAAUUCACUGCGGUUCAAGAGCUGUUAACCUGCAUGGGUACCAAUGUGGUAUACUGUGGUGAAGUUGGAACUGGUCAGGCAGCAAAGAUCUGCAACAACAUGCUGUUGGCUAUCAGUAUGAUUGGGACGGCUGAGACGAUGAAUCUUGGAAUCAGACUAGGGCUUGACCCCAAGCUGUUGUCAAAGAUCCUGAAUAUGAGCUCCGGUCGCUGCUGGUCAAGCGACACCUACAAUCCUGUUCCAGGCGUGAUGGAGGGGGUGCCCUCUGCCAACAACUACCAGGGAGGAUUUGGGACGACACUAAUGGCAAAGGAUCUGGGUUUAGCGCAGGACACUGCUACAAACACUAAAACAGCUAUUCCACUGGGAUCUGUAAGCCAUCAGAUCUACAGGGUGAUGUGUGCUCGGGGCUAUGCACAAAAAGACUUCUCGUCAGUGUUCCAGUUUCUCCGUGAGGAAGAAAAUCAGUAAAAAAGAAAAGUGCAUGGUAAAACCAAAUGCAGGGUAGAUGCUCCAGUAUUUUGAAAGGCAUAAGCUUUGAAACUCUGUAGGACAUAGGUCUGUUUUGACAGGUAAUGGGGGUGUUUUUGUUUUCAGUUUUUGAAAUCAUACUUUUUUGUUUGUUUGUUUUUAAAGAUCACAAAGCAGCACUUUUGCCAUAGUUUUAGUGAAUAAUGAAUACAUAUUUUGGAUUUUUUUUUUAUUACUAUUUCAACAAAGUAAGAUAAACAUGAAAGUCUCUUUCUAGUGGAGGUAAAAAAUAAAAACAAAAGGCCCCAAGAUUUUUCCCUGCAACAAUGAAAUGUAUUCAACAUGCAAAAACACUGUUACAUCAUAUAUACUAGCUGGUAUUAUUAAACGCUGUGCCAUUUACUCUUUGUUAAAUGGAAACACCAUUUAUAUACAUGUAUGUUUUGUUUAUUUAAUUUUUUUUGUUUUGUUUUAGUUAUCAUGCAUUUUAAUAUAACCACAACAACAUAAAGUGCAGUUAAACUGUUUUGUGUUCUAAAUUAAAGAAACAUACCUUUCUAUUCUG
Acipenser ruthenus (sterlet) is the source of this 1630-nucleotide messenger RNA. RefSeq names its product 3-hydroxyisobutyrate dehydrogenase, mitochondrial-like. Gene Ontology annotation, biological process: L-valine catabolic process. Gene Ontology annotation, molecular function: NADP binding; NAD binding; 3-hydroxyisobutyrate dehydrogenase activity. NCBI's taxonomy places the organism in Eukaryota, Metazoa, Chordata, Actinopteri, Acipenseriformes, Acipenseridae. Gene Ontology annotation, cellular component: mitochondrion. The coding region runs from base 76 to 1065 and encodes 329 amino acids. The record is from RefSeq and is a predicted model, not a curated record. The transcript has 8 exons.